AUGUCUUUCGUUCCCAAUUUUCCGCCGUCGGUUUUGCGCAAGUUUGGUGACCAGGAAUCUGAAGAUGGCAAAAAGAAAACGAAGGAAGACUUUAAGAAGAUGAAGGAAAUAGAGGAGGCCCGUAAACUGGCUGUUAUGCCCGCAAUGAAGGAUGAAGAAGGGCGUGACAUAAAUCCUCACAUUCCACAGUACAUAAUGCAAGCUCCUUGGUACUAUGGGUCGUUGAAACCUACGUUAAAGCAUCAGCGCAUGCAAGAUGAGGAGAAAAGGGAGGCCCUUUCGGGUACAGAUAAAGGUUCCGCAGCGCUAAAUAAGUGGUACAAGAGAGGUGUGCCGCUUGGCGCUCCACGUGCAAAGAGUUUUCGUGAUGGGGCUUGUGAAAAUUGUGGAGCCAUUACGCACGAUCGAAAGAAUUGUCUAGAGCGUCCAAGAAAGGUUGGCGCUAAAUAUACGGGACUGGAUAUAGCUCCUGACGAUAUAGAACAGGAUGACAUAAAACUGGGAUACGACGCGAAGCGUGACAGAUGGAAUGGCUAUGAUCCACGUGAACAUCAGCGUUUUAUAGCUGAGUUCCAGCGCUUUGAAGAGGCUAGAAAAAUCGUAAAAGCCAAAAAAAUAGAGGAGAAGUUAGCUGCUGCGGCUUCGAAAAGUGAGGGUCAGGAAAUGGGAUCUUCGUCGGGACCUAAUUUGGAUGACGAAGAAGGUGAUGAUGACCGCUACGGUGAAGAACUUGAUAUGCCGGGACAGAAAUUCGAUAGCAAGCAGCGCCAAUCCAUUCGGAAUUUGCGUAUUCGUGAAGAUACGGCAAAGUAUCUUUACAACCUUGAUCCUAAUAGUGCUUACUAUGAUCCGAAGACUCGCUCCAUGCGCGAAAACCCAUUUGAGAAUUCAGGCAAAUCGGAAUCAGAAGUUCCAUUUGCUGGAGACAACUACAUACGAAAUGACGGCGACGCACCUGCCAUGUUGCAGAGGCAGGUUUUCGUUUGGGAAAUGCAAAAUAAGCUCGGCCUUGAUUUACAUCUACAAGCUGACCCAACACGCCUUGAGUUGCUGGCGAAGAAAGUUUCAAUGGCUAAGGAGCAGGCUCACUCAGCGGUUCGUGAGGAGAUCUUGGAACGUUACGGAGGUCGUGAGCAUUUAGAAGCACCGCCAAGAGACUUGCUCUUGGGGCAAUGGGAAAGCUAUGCAGAGUAUACACCCACUGGUCGCGUUCUUAAAGGAUCUGAGAAGGUCACUGUAAAGUCCCGUUAUGAAGAGGACGUUUUCUUGAAAAAUCAUAAAUCGGUUUGGGGCUCAUAUUGGUACGCUGGUCAGUGGGGUUACCGGUGCUGCCAUUCUCUGAUCAAAGAGUCCUACUGCACUGGGGACAAGGGCAAGGCGGGUACUGGUUUGGCCAAUCCCGGCAACUCGAAUACAUCUACAACAGAUCUUCCGGAAGUGCCUGCUGAGGCUCAGACAGGCUCUAGUGUGCUAGCACCUCUUUUGCCUCUUUCCAACACGGUCGAAGGAGACGAAACUUCAAAGUCUUCUGACAGGGAGGACGAAGAAGAAUUUGCUGAACAAGCACGCCAACGAGAAAUGGAUUUCGCUCGGUCUAAAGAACGUCGCGAACGACGUGCGAAAAAGCGGAAGAACAAAAAGAAGAACAAGUCCAAGCGAGGCAAAAAGCGAGGGAAGAGGAGCAGUUCCGUCUCGCAUAGUUCUAGUUCUGCUAGCAGUUGUAGCAGUGAGUCGGAAGACGAAGAGGUAGCUCGGGAAAAGCGUAUUCAGGCGGAGAUGGAAAAGGAGAAGAAGCGAUUGAGGGAAGUUGAUAAGCUUUUGGCACUGGAUGAACGUAAGCGACCCUACCAUUCCUUAUCUGCCAAUGACGCACAUAUUCCCACGCAGGAAGAAAUGGAGGCUUACUAUAGACUGCGGCAAAAUCCCAAUGAUCCUAUGUCUCAUUUCAAAGACUAG
Molecule: messenger RNA, 1956 nt
Organism: Echinococcus granulosus
Lineage: Eukaryota; Metazoa; Platyhelminthes; Cestoda; Cyclophyllidea; Taeniidae
Product: Pre-mRNA-splicing factor SLU7
Exons: 3
Coding region: 1-1956 (651 amino acids)
Biological process (GO): mRNA splicing, via spliceosome
Cellular component (GO): spliceosomal complex
Molecular function (GO): pre-mRNA 3'-splice site binding
Source: RefSeq, a predicted model, not a curated record